Molecule: messenger RNA, 22288 nt
Organism: Paramuricea clavata
Lineage: Eukaryota; Metazoa; Cnidaria; Anthozoa; Malacalcyonacea; Plexauridae
Source: the annotation of a GenBank genome assembly
AUAUUGCUGCGGAAGCUUCGAAUUUACGGUAUGGAUCAAUUAAGUCUCGAAUGGUUUCAGUCUUAUUUGACCGGUCGAUCUCAGAAAUGUAAAGUUAGAGGUUGCUUGUCAUCAUCUGCAUCAGUUACACGUGGUGUACCACAGGGAAGUAACUUAGGACCAUUACUCUUCCUUGUGUAUAUUAACGACCUUCCUAAUUGUCUCAGUGCAGCAGUACCGAGAAUGUUUGCUGAUGAUACGAACAUUAGUUAUGCGGCCAACACUAUCGCCGAACUAGAAAGUUAUUAAUUCGGAAUUAAAAAAAUUGAAAAGCUGGUUGGAAGCGAACAUAUUAAGCCUUAAUAUCGCCAAGACAGAAUUUAUGAUAAUAGGAUCUCGACAACGUAUGCAUGCGCACACUAACGAAAAUAUCAAUAUUGACCUGGAUGGUCAUGUGAUUAAACAAGUUGAUGAGGCAAAAUCACUAGGUGUAAUUAUUGAUAAAAAUCUGUCUUGGUCUAAACACAUUGAUAUGAAGUGUAAAAAGAUUUCUUCCGCUAUAGGUGCUCUUAAGCGAAUAAACCAUUUAUAUCAACUGAAACAGCAAUCCAAAUUUACAACGCUAUAAUUCAACCUCACUUUGAUUACUGUAGUCCCAUUUGGGACGAAUUUGGCGCAACAUUAUGUGAAAAAAUGCAAAAAUUGCAGAAUAGAGCUGCUAGAGUGAUUACGACAUCCAACUACGAUGUCAGCUCUAGCAUUCUCUUAGAGAAACUGCAUUGGGACAAUCUUUCCUUACGUAAGAAAAAGCACAAGUCUAUACUAAUGUUUAAAAGCAUCAAUAAGCUAACGCCAGAGUAUUUACAAAACAUGUUUACAUUUCGCAGCACAGAUUAUAACUUAAGAAAUGCAGAAAUGAAGCUAAAUUUACCAAAACCACGUACGGACUUUAUGAAGCGUAGUUUCUGCUACAGUAGAGCAAGUUUAUGGAAUGCGCUUCCUCAAACUGCACGUACGUCCAAAUCAUUGAGGCAUUUCAAAAAUGAAAUUAAUCAAUUCUUGACAUUAUAAUGGGAUCCCCACACGGCAAUCUUGGAAAACAGUGCAUUUUAGUUAGGAAAUUAGUGUGUAUAUAGUAAUGUCUGAAAUUUAUUAAUAGUUUUUGUAUUUUAUUCUACACUGAAGAUUUUACCGUGUUUAAAUAAAUGUUCAAUGUUCAAUGUUCAAUGUUCAAUGUUUUAUUUCUUUUUCUAUGUUUUUGUUAUUCCUGUAUCUUUUUGAAGGUUUUUCUCGGCUAUUUUGCACGCUUUUGCCCAAAACUUGUCGAGCUAAAACAAAUUCGACGAGUUUCAAGCCAUGUAGGCAGCCAAUCUCGUUCCCCGAGCCUGCGAUCCUUGGGAAGGAAACGAAGGCUCUGGGAUAAUCCAUGUCAGAAAUGAAUAUGAUUGGUUGCUGAUAUACAAUGGAAUGUUGCAAUUUUGCAAAAAUUAAUUUUUAACCGUAUAUUUUUACAUACAACAUGGCGGCCGUUUAGGAGUGUACGAAUAUUGUUUUGGUUUUUCAGAGCUGUGCUAUAUACUAAUACUACAAAGGAAAUGCAAAGAAACGUAUACUUAAUGCGUAUAAUAUCAUAACAGUUAAAUGGAGCGGGAAAACAUUACUCAUAUUUGUGUUGUACAGGUUUUCUGUAGUUUUAAUCUAUAGAUAGUAUACAGUACUGUCAGUACACUGUGCUAUUAACUAUUUGACUAUAAUAUCAAAUAUGUGCUAUAUUUUGCAAAUACUAUUUGUGUCAGAAGUGGUUAAUAACUUUUAUUAAUUUGUCUUUGUGUUAUUUAAUUGCGAAGAACUAGCUAAUGACUAGUUUCAAUAAAUCCAAUCUUGGAAUUUACUGUUAUAUAUUUUAUUAUUUAAUGUAUAUAUAUUGUACUGUAAACUUUUCAAGUGCAGGGGUAUGUAAUACUCAUUUUAACUUGUAGCAUAUAACCCUUACAUAUAUGGGUGCAUAUGAAUCUUUUGCUGUUAUAAUUUAUUUUAUAGAAGAGUUCAAAAAACCUUUAUUCUCUAAAUCAACCACAAUUUCACAGGCAGUGAUAUGAAUUUGUAUUCCAGUCUGCAUACACCUAAUACAUAUAAUGAAUUCUUGGGUUUCACCCAGUAUGGCAUUUUGCACGUUCUGACAGGGGAUCAACCUAAAAUGUAUUGAUGCUUAUGCUGUACUGGAGUGAGCAAAUGAUAUGAAAUUGCAUGUAUUUGCCACCAAACACAAGGCCAACACAUACAGUGAAAAAUUAAUUCACUCUGAUGACUGUGUCUCCAUUUAGAGUUGACCCCCCAUCAAAUCCUUGGAGAACAAUGAGAGUAAGACUGCCUCGCCGCCAACACAACCUCCAUUGAAUCAAUUAAACAAUGUCGAAAUAUCGAUGAUAAAACCCUUGGCCUUGGAUGAAAAUACAAAUCAAUCACGCGUUAAUUUGCAAAGCAAUCAAGAUCAAAACGAGUGGUUGAACCCCGCUCUUGAUCCCCCAGAACUAAAUAAGACAGACAAAAUUUCCCACAGAAACAAAUGUGAAAUUAAGGAAGCGACUAACAUUCAAUACAAUGAUCAAGGCAAAGCUAUUCGAGAUGCCGAUUGCUCUCCUGAACAAAGUGUCACACGCAGAAUUAAACCUAAACCUAACACCAAAUACAAAGGCCAUAAAACAUCAUUGAAUACAAUUAAUAGUCUAAAACAAAUGUCAAACGGCACAACGGACAUCGCACACUGCGACACGAAUAACAGGAUAGAACAUAGCGAUCAGGAUCAAAGCGAAAAGAAAUAUAAACAAAUUCUACCUAGCAAACAACCACACGAAUGGUUGAAAUGGCUACCUUUGCUUGAACCCCUAGAACCAAAUGAGACAGACGAAGUUUCUUACAGAAAUAAAUCUGAAAUUAAGGAAGCGACUAAUGCUCAAUUCAACGAUCCAGACGAAACUAAUUGGCAUGUUGAGUGCUCUGAACCACCAAAUUCCAUCCAGUCUCUCUCUCUCUCUAGAACAAAUACAAAUAAUUACCUGCGGCCAAAACUGAUAAAUUUUCGGCAACAUCGUUCGAACCGUCGCCCUCCGGACUGGCUCAAACAUUUGGACCUAGUCAACCAAAUAACCAGAACCAGUACGUAAUACCUGACUUGGCAUAUACAUCUUUUGGUCCAAUUUCUAAUCGUUUGAAUAAUGAGUCUGAAACCAUCCCGGUUAGAAUAACCAACCGUCGACUAGUACAGAGGUCUACUAACCAAAAACUCAGUCGCAACUUAAUACUUAUUCCAAUAAGGAAAAACAAUAUAUGUGAAUCAUCAAUUGCCUACUCAGUUCCAUCUAUACUUAACCAACGCAUGUCAUGUAACGAACAAACUGAAUUCUCUGGAAUUGCUGCAGUCAAUAACCCCUCCUUGAUCAUAAUUACAGAGUCUUGGCUGAAUUCAAACAUCCCGGAUGCUGCUGUGGAAAUAAGCAAUAAAUUCAAUGCACAUCGUCGUGAUCGUUUCACGCCUGGUGGUGGUGUCUUAGCCUACGUAAAUAACAAAAUACCAACUACCCGCCUAAGAAAUCUUGAAGAGGAUGGGAAAGAAGUUCUAUGGCUCUUACUUAAACCGCCCAGAACCCCCAGGCCCUAUAGUGCGAUAAUAGUUAUUGGUGUGUACUACCCACCUGGACAGACAACUGAAGAUGAAAGAGCAAUGUACGAGUAUGUUACUAACAGACUUGACAACAUUUUGCAGGACCACCCUUCAGCUGGCGUAAUUAUCGCCGGAGAUUUCCACAAAAUGAGACUAAACCCACUAUGUAGACGUUUCAACCUUAAAAAACCGUACGGGCUCCUACAAGAGGUAGAAAUACUCUAGACAAAAUCCUUACCAAUAUGCCAGAGCUAUACAAUGAUGUUCAACAUCUGCCACCGAUCGGCCGUUCCGACCACCAGACGAACUGGAGAGUAUCCAGACUAGAAGCCUGAAAAUUAUUGGGCUACCUUCUGAUUCUCUUCAGUUUCUAGAGCAACGUCGAGAUAAUCUUGCCAUUCGUGAGUACAAGAAAAUCAUUAAUGAUGAACGCACCCAUGCAGGAAAUAUAUACCUGACAUAGUGACGAACACGUAUGACUUAAGAACACCAAAAACUCUUCCACAAUUUCUCUCAUACACUAAAAGGCAUGAACUAUCGUUUAUUCCGAGAACAAACUCGCUAUUAUAGACAAUAUUUUUAUAACUACUCCUAAAAUUUUUAUCUGUAUAUAUAACUCCUAGACUACUACUUAGACUUUACUAACUGUAAAUCCAUUGUAUUUUUACACUAAAGAUGGAUCAAUAAAACUAAAAUAUAAAACUAAAAAAAAAAUUAAAAAAAAAAUUUAUGACGUCAUAUGAAACACAAUAAUAUAUUUAAUGAUUUUAAUUUAUUGAGUAGUAUAAUAUGCCAAAUUGGCAAUCCCUUCGUUAAUCUUGUCCACACAGUAAUUCAAAGAAGCCCUGCCCUCUGUACGAGGUUAUAUUAAUUGGAUUCUGUCCAAGAAAACGUCAUAAACCUUUUGAUCCAAAUGUUACAAAGUAUGAAUUCCAGAUUGGGAGACCAUAUAAAUAUUUUUAAUAAAUUCAUAUACUUUUUUUAAGAAAUGUUCUAUUCACAAAAAUAUUAAAUGAUGGUGAUCAGCCAUCAAUACAGGCACAGAUUUUCUGGGUGGUGUGCACUCCCCCAGAAAUGAUUUGCAAUCCCCCCCCCCGCCCCCAAAGGCAUUUGGCACCCCCGCAAAUUACAUAUAUUUUGAUUUGAUAGUUUCAUAUCUGAUUAUUCUUACUACUAAAUUUGUAAAAUUACCAAUAUUAUGGCCUCAGAUCUCGCCAUGCAGGCCUAGAAAACAAAUUUUGUUAAACUUUUUCCUUGGCCUUUCAGGGCGUUGCCACCACGCCCCAGCCAAAGCAAGUAGCAGCACCCCCCUCCAGAUAUUUAUCCACCCCCCAAACGAAAAUAUGAAAAUCCGUCUCUGCACCAAUACCAGAAAUUCAUUUUCAUCAGCUUCCCCCUGGCUGAUUAUGACCGCCUGCAGGGAACCACCUAGGCUGCAGGUAUAAUUUUGUGAUGAAUGAUAAAAAAUUGCCCAAUAUAAAUGCCGAGCCAUAGAAAUAUUUUUAUUACCAUGGUCAUGACAACAACCCUGUCAGUUUGAUUGCAAUAUCAAAAUUUGUUAUUUACACUAUAAAACAACACAUACCUACAUAUAUUUCAGUUUUUUUCCUUCCUAUCCAAUUCAAAUCAUGCUGGCCACAAAAACAAUUCCCCGAUUGCGAUACAAUAAAUUUCCAAAUGCUGACAAUUUGGGCUAGGAUGCCCCUGAAUGCUACAAUGAUAGCAACCUCUAUUGCUAUUAUAUCUCCAACCUUGAAUGUCCUAUUUAGUACAGUAGUUAAUUAAUUAAUGGCAGUAAUCAAACAUGAAGUCAAGUACAUUUCGGGCCAUUGAUGAGAAAUAUUGUCCAGAAGUACAGUGAAAUAACAAAAUAGGGUGCACUAAAGAGCAUUGUGGCUUAAUGAUCUAAUGAGAUAAUUAACCAAAGGUAGGUACACAUGCAGAUGGACUGGUUAACCCAUUCAAAUACCAAGUCCAAUACUCUCCCCUUGACGAGAAAAAAUUCUGGCGUUAAACAGCUUAAAAUAACAAAGUAGGGCAAACUGAGGCACAUUGCAGCUUAACUUACUCCAACUCUGUCAUUACAAACUGUAAAUCUUUAAUAGUAAUUCCUAUCCAGACACAAAAUUUGGUUAUAAUUCAAUAAUUUGAAAAGUGCUGUUGCAUCCCUAACCUACUAAACUGCUGGCAAAUAUUAAAACAUAUAAGGAAAGCUAUAAGGGCAGUUCAAAAAAUAUAACAAGGAUUUGGUUUAUAAACUGUCAAUUUCUAGGGAUGAUAACACAAUAUAAACAUGGAAUUCACUAUAUUCAUAUUUUUAAUGAUAUGUAAAAAUUCGAAAUUCUAAAUUCCUUUUAAUAUUCCUCUGAUAUACAAAUCUUCUGAAAACUCAAUAUUAUCAAGGUUUAUAACCGACUUAACAUUAGAAUUGAGACUCUUUUCAGGUAUACUUUUUUAAUACUACAGGGUGUAUAAAAAAAACUGAACAGAUUUGAAAUUGCUCUCAAUUUCGCAAAACAUCUAUUUGUAUCCGGUUUUUUAUAUAUAUAGCUUCUUUGGGUACUUAUAAUGUAAAAUAAUGGAAAAAAAUUUCUCGAACUCAAAUUUUGUGAACCAGGGGAGGUGCCUUUUCCAACUAACUAAAAAUGGCUCGCGCACAAAAUGUAAAAGCUGUAAUCAUAUUUUGAGUUAAUAGAUGGAAAAUCUGUCGGAUUUUUAAUUACUGUUCAAAAUUUCAGACAAUUUGGUUUAGUUUACGCCCUUUAACUAUUCAUUUUGUUCUAAAAAGUCAGCCUUUCGCAUGCUUAAUUAAUGCCUUUACCUAAUUUGCAUAUUGCUGACAUAUGCAAAUUAGCAUUAAUUAAGCAUGCAAAUAGCUGAUUUUUAGGAAAAACGUAACUUUGCGUGAAUAGUUAAGGAGCUUAAACUAAACCAAAUUGUCUGAAAUUUUGUACAGUAAUUAAAAACCCGACAAAUUUUCCAUCUGUUAACUCAAAAUAUGAUUGCAGCUUUUAAAUAUUGUGCGCGAGCCAUUUUUAGUUUGUUGGAAAAGACACCCCCCCCCCCUGGUUCACAAAAUUUGAGUUCGAGAAAUUUUUCUCAUUAUCUACAUUAUAAGUACCCAAAGAGGCUAUAUAUAUAAAAAAACGGUUACAAAUAGCUGUUUUGCGAAAUUGAGAGCAAUUUUAAAUCUGUUCAGGUUUUUUUUAUACACCCUGUAUAGUCUACAGUAGCAAUUUAAUAACACACAGUCAUUGUAAUUGUUUUUGUUCUUAAAUUGCCCUUUCCACGCGCUCUUUCAACCAUUAGAGACAUAAUAGCGUUAAACGGCUAAAUUAUGCUGGACGAACCACAAAUGUCUCUACAUUUAAAGCUUUUUCAAACUGACACAGAGGUGAAUGGACAAGAUUACAAUUAAUUGUGACAUUUUUCUUCGACAACAACACUCUUCGCGGCUCCUGCCGGCUCUAUACUGACCCUGUUUCACACGCAAUAUUUUCCUUAUCCAGUCGCUAACACACCUUUUGUACCCCACUAUGAAGAACAUCAACAUUUCCACCAAAACCCGGAAAAAAUAGUCAUUUUAUAGACGAAACAAUAAAAUAUUUCAAACAAUUUGUUUUGCUUUUGCCAACGCAUGCGCAGUUCGGUCGACAUACAGUUUUCUGUAUGUCUGAUUCCGAUUAUCCCAGAGCCUUCGUUUCCUUCCCAAGGAUCGCAGGCUCGGGGAACGAGACGGGUAGGCAGCCCAAAAAUGCACGUAAAUUUAUAUUAAGCUCGCCCAAUUCCUCUGUCAUUUGUCGCGCGCCGCAAGCACUCAAUCAUAGAUUAAGUAUGAACAGAUGUGUAACUUCAGUAAAAAUGUUGUCCCAUGGUCGCCAUCUUCCUAGCAUGCAAGUGUCGCUUGUGUGAUUAUUCGUCAUUUGGCCGAUAUGUCAUUGCUUUCAAAAAUGCUUUCAACACCUUUUCUACAUCUUUAACUGCUUUCAACAACUUUAGACAUUCAACAAAUGAUGCUUUUGAUUGUUUAAUCCAUAAAGGCAGCUGUUGUGAGCUUUGGACCGCUAGUUUUUUCGAUAUUUAUAUUGUUAAAUUACCGUCCUACGGUUUUUGACCGACAUGAAGAGUUUCCUAAGGUUAUGGUACAGACCAUAUGGGAAAACAAAAUCUCUCCAUCACUGUUGAGCGAUGUAUGUGGGCAAACAGUUAUUAUCGGACUUGGCUGACUUGGAAAAGUCUCCCUGUUGAAGCAUGGAUCUCGAAAGACUCGCAUGAGCCUCUCCAGAUGGUCAAAACAUGGCCAAACUACACUACUGGUGGCCGGACAUGAUCCUCCUAUUGACAUUACCAUGUAUCUGGACAUAUCUAUUAAUCCUGGCCCACAAUUGUCGAAUACGAUCGAAAUUAUAAUCACAAACAGAACAGAAUCUACGCCAAGAAAUCGAUUUCGCCAUUAUUCAAAUUUAGUGCAAAUUCCUCUGGCUGCACCGGCUAUUGUUAUAAACAAUACAGCGCGACUAAUUAAGUGUUGCGUAUUGAACGCUCAAUCACUUAGAAACAAAGGUCCUGAAUUUGUUGACUAUAUUUGUGAUUCGGAAAUCGAUAUUGCCGUUAUUACUGAAACUUGGCUGAAAUCUGCUGAUGCUGCUUGUUUAACCAUCCUCGCCCACAUAGAAUUGGUGGUGGCACUGGCAUCUUAGCGCGGGACUCACUUGUAAUUAAACAAGCAAGAGCGGGUAUAUUCAACUCUUUUGAGUAUUCAGAGUAUAUUAUUGUUUCUGGCUCAUCUCGCGUACGCCUUGUUGUAAUCUAUAGGCCUCCUUACUCGUUCAAUCACCCGGCUACUGUGAAUAUGUUUAUCACUGAAUUCGCUGACUUUCUGGAAUCUGUUGUCAUGACGAUCGAGCCGCUUCUGAUAGCCGGUGAUUUUAAUAUCCAUGUCAACAAGCAGUUGGAUAACGAUUGUGGUAGUUUUCUCGAUCUCCUUUCAUCAAUGGGCUUACAGCAACACAUUAAUUUCCCCACGCAUACUUCUGGUAACACUUUAGAUCUGCUGGUAACCCGAACUUUGGAUUCUGAUAUCUUAAAGGAAAUCCAACCUGAUAUCUAUUUUUCUGACCAUUGUUCCAUAUUAUUCUCCAUAAACAUCUCCAAACCGCGACUGUCAAGGAAGAAGGUAACUUUUAGGAAAACGAAAGCUAUUAAUACAACCACAUUCGUGGCGGAUCUGUCUGCUACUAAAUUGUGUCAGCACCCUCCAUCUGAGCUAGACAAGCUAGUAGAUUGCUAUAAUACCACACUAGCAGAUUUAUUGGAUAACCAUGCUCCUCUCAAAACCAAGACUGUUACGAUUAGACCUCAAGUGCCUUGGUAUUCGGAGGAAGUUCGUGUAGCGAAGAGAGAGCGUCGACGAGCUGAAAGGAAAUGGAGGAACUCAUUUGCUAAGAGUAGCUAAAUCGGAAUUUCUCACUGACUUCAUUGAUCAGAAUGCGGACAAUCAAGGUAAAUUAUUUCGAGCUGUGAAAGACCUUUUGGUUGAGAAAAACACGCUAUGUUUCUCUGACUACACGGAUACGACAGCACUGGUAAACGAGUUAGGGAUAUAUUUUGUGCAGAAAGUUAUUCGGAUUCGAGAUGAGCUCGAUUUGUGUAUCGCGACUACGAACGAUGUCCCGGAUUAUAGUGGCACUAUACCUGACCCACCGGAUCCAUCUGUUUUGAAUCAUUUGCGUUGCUGACGGAGGACGAUGUGCGCAUGCUCAUUGCCAACUCUAAAUCCACAUCCUGCUGUCUUGAUCCUGUCCCCACGCCUCUACUAAAAUCAUGUAUCGAGUCUCUUAUACCAGUGAUCACUAAAAUAAUUAACACCUCAUUGGAAUCAGGAGUUUUCCCUGAGGACUGGAAAGUGGCCGUAGUCAAACCAUUGUUAAAGAAACUGGGCCUUGACCCGCUGUUUAUGAACUUGCGUCCUGUUAGUAAUUUAGCUUAUAUCUCUAAGCUCAUUGAGCGUGCUGUAUUUAAUCAGAUUUAUGACCACUUGGUUCAGUCAGGUCUUUAUCCUCUACUACAAUCAGCUUAUCGUCAGUACCAUAGCACAGAGACAGCGCUACUCAAGGUUGCUAACGAUAUUCUUAUGAAUAUGAACUCGCAACGCGUUACGUUACUUGUCCUUUUGGAUUUAAGUGCUGCGUUCGAUACAGUGGAUCAUGAGAUUUUACUGUCACGCUUGUCUUCGAGUUUUGGUAUUCGGGGAAAGGCUCUAGAGUGGUUUUCUUCAUAUUUGUCUGGGCGUAGCCAGCACAUCGUGUUUGACGGAGUUACAUCAGAAAGCUGUGAUGUGCGCUUCGGGGUCCCACAAGGGAGUUGCCUUGGUCCGCUUCUCUUAGUUAUGUACGCUUCAAAGCUUUUUGAGAUUGUUCAAGCACACCUCCCUGAUUCCCAUGGUUUUGCCGAUGAUACGCAACUAUACCAGUCAUUCAAUCCUAAUAAUCCCGCUCAUCAAACGGAGGCGGUGUCUGCCAUGGAGGGAUGUAUUAGUGACUUGAGGAAAUGGAUGUAUCAGGACAAGCUAAAGUUAAAUGACGAUAAAACUGAAUUUCUUAUCAUCGGAUCUAGACAACAGACUUUGAAAGUUAACCCUUGUACGAUUCGCGUUGGCAAUACCGAGAUCAAGCCAGUUUCGGAAGCGCGUAAUCUGGGCUCUUGGUUUGAUUCAAAUUUAUCCAUGUCCACCCAUAUUUCUAAGUCUUGUGGUGCUACAUUUUGCUGGCUACAUAAAAUCAAGCGCAUAAGUAAAUUCCUUGCAAAGGAUCAAUUAGAAAUGAUCUUGCAUGCCUUUGUUACAAGUAGAAUUGACUAUUGCAACGGACUUCUCUAUGGAUUGCCGGACUGUGACAUAGUUAAAUUACAGCGAGUUCAGAACGCUGCGGCCAGGCUGCUAACGUCUACUAGCAAGUACAGCCAUAUUACGCCUGUUUCACAGGAACUACACUGGUUGCCAGUUAGGUUUAGGAUUCAUUUUAAGAUUUUACUCUUAACUUUCAAAGCUCUUAACGGCUUGGCGCCAGAUUAUAUUAGGGAACUUAUUAAGAUAAGGAAACAUGAACGUUACUCGCUCCGUUCCAAUUCGGGGAUUAUCAUCUCACAUCCAGUGGGGAAGAUGUUAAAAUCAUUCGGAGACAGAUCUUUUAGUGUGGCUGCGCCAACACUCUGGAAUGCACUUCCUGUAAGCCUUCGGAGUAUCAGUUCUCUUUCAAUUUUUAAAUCCUCUCUGAAAACAUAUCUUUUUAAGCUAGCUUUUAGCCUCCAUUAAAUGUAUAUAUUUAAGAUUAUUAAUAGUUGCAUGUAUAAUAGAGUGUAUUGUAAUGCGCUUUUGAUCAUUGUAUGUAAAAAGCGCAAUAUAAAUUAUUAAAUUAUUAUUAUUAUUAUUAAAUUUCGAUGUAAAAGAAAACCGCAAUAAAAUGCAAAAGUUUGUGUCUUUCAGGACGCCAUUUUGCUAGCCUAUAGGGAAAUUUGAGAAGACGAAGUCCUAUUAAGUUACACAUCUGGUAUACACUUAAUCUGUGACACUUAAUCUGUGUAUUCGUACACGGUGUAUCAGAAAAGUGUACACAGUUGGAAAAGGUUCACUAAAGUCAGAUGCGCGCGGCACAUGCGAAAACUUUCGGUAAGCCUAAGUACUUUACCGUUCUCCGGUACAUAUAGCACUAAAAUUAUUUAAAAUGCUAGCGUUUUUAGAGUAGGAAAGCUGUUACUAAAAACCCCCCAAAAAAGGCCUUGCGCAUAAAUAUUUUUCACCGAAAACAAUAUUUAAUCACACAAAGUCAAAAUAUGGACUGUCUUGUACAAACUAUCAAAGUUCCAAGAAAUUUGGUGCACGCAUAGGCCAACGCGAGAUCUUCAAAACCUGGAUUUUCUCCCAUUUUGUUAGUUCAAAACGAGAUUUCUUUGCAUGAUAAUCUUCAGCGUACCCUUCAUUUCGUUCUACAUGGCCUCCUAUGUUGAAGAUUGAUUUUGUUUGUAGAUAAACAAUGCAUGUAAAUAAUUUUGUGAAAGGGCCUUUGGGAAUUGGCUUGCGAAUUUCGUACUGUAAUUUAUGCAAACAUCCGAGGAUGUAUAAAAUUAAUUUAAAAUCAUGCAAAGAAAUCGCGUUUGAACUAACAAAAUGGGAGAAAAUCCAGGUUUUGAAGAUCUCGCGUUGGACUACGCCCGCAUCAAAUUUCUUAAAACUUUGAUGGCUUGUGUAAGACAGUCCAUAUUUUGACUCUGUGUGAUUAAAUUUUGUUUCCCAUGAAAAAUAUUUUGGGGUUUAUUUAGUAACGGCUUUCCUAGUCUAAAAACGCUAGCAUUUUAAAUAAUUUUAGUGCUAGAUGUACCAGAGAACGUUUUAGUACAUAGGAUUACUGAACGUUUUCGCAAAUGUCGCACGCAUCUGACUUUAGUGAACUUUUUCUAACUGUGUACUUUCUUCUGAUACACCCUGACAGUGUAUGCAUAUAAUACAUAAGGUUGCAACUAUAUCUCAACUGACGAAUAUAGAACUUCGGCAAAACCCAAAAUACUCCGCACACGUAGAUAAAACAUGAUAAAAAAAUAUAGCACAUUAAAAUCUGAUAAUUUUUCUAUUUACUCACACAUAAAGUUUGUUUUCAUGACUGCAAGAAAGAUGAAAAAUAGGUACGCACUGCGUACAUGUGGCUAGCAGAAACUACUACAUUUCUAUAGCGACUGUCAUAAUAAUGAGAAUUUGUGAUAAAAUUCUACUAGUAUUUGUACUAUAUUACACUAUUAGUAGUUGUACUAUAUUACCAGUGCUAUUAUGCUUAUAUAUUAAAUAAUAAUGGAAUGCCGAUGCCUACGUCAACGUGUCAAACGGCAGGGGAAAUUUAGGGAAAAUUAGAACUUUACAAGAUAAUUUCACGUGAAGCAGUUCAACAAAUCCGCAUGGAUCACACAAUGAUCACGCGGUUUGUUACCAGUACCGAAUGUAUAAUGAAUAAUUAGCAAAUCACGACGCGGUAUUUAGGUCACUUGUACACCGCAUUAAAGAUCAGAAAGUCGUGUUAGAGAGAUGUUUAUGAAAGUUAACAAUACUAAUUCAGGUUUUAAUAGCACGCUAUUGAAGCGUGAGAUUGUCCCCAUGGGCAAAGAAUACUACCAAUAAAGUAAACAAAUAAAUUCAUCUUACAAGUACGUUAAAAUAUUCGCAACUGAUCUUUAUGGGCAUUUAACAAUGGGCCACUCAAUAUUAUCGACACUUUUUAUGUGCUGUAAAUAUUUAGCAAUAUCUGGGUUAACCAACCUUAUUCGAUCAGAUUGUAUGCCCAUACACUGUGUUUAUAACACAACUGUUGACAACAAGUACAUACAUAGUGUGGUCCUGUACUGUAGAUACAGAAUUGUGAAACACUGGAUGAACAAAACGCUCUGUUUGGGUUAGGGUCAGAUUGUUUGAGAAUGUUAUAUUUUCAUUAAAUGACUUCCUAUAAGAUCUUUGUUUAGCUAACCUUUUUUCUCUUGUCUCUGAUGAUUCAUUCUUUCUAUUAGCUCUUUGUCUAGCUAACCUUUUUUCUCUUGCUUCUGAAGAUUCAUUCUUUCUAUAGGACCUUUUUCGAGUCAACCGUUUUUGUGUUUGCUCUGAAGACUCAUUCUUUCUUUGAGCUCUUUUCAACUCACAGGUUUUAGCAAGCCUGCUUUCCCUUUAUUGAGGCAACUCGUUUUAUCUGAUCACUUUUCUAGAAUUUAUCUUCCCAAUACAUUCCUUUUCUUUUAAGUAAGACUUCAAUUUAUCUUGAUAAAUUACCCUUUAACAAUUUAUAUGCUGCUUUGAUAAUUCAGGGAAGACAAGUUCCUAUUUGACAAUUCAAGUCUUUUAUUGCAUUUAACACUAAAAUGGUUUCAAAACAUUGCCAUGAGUAGAUGAUGUAAGCUGAAAGUAGUGAACAAGAUUUUGAACUCCCUCAACUGAAGCUAAAACACAAUAACCAGAUGCACAUGCCAUCCCAUGAAGAUCGCGUGAGUGAGAAUCUAUUAAAUAUUUUAUAUACAUCUGGGAAAGGCAUAAAAAUUGCUACAGUGUUUAUGCCAAUUGUUAAUAAACAACGUUUAUAAUUUGAAGUAAAAAUAAUUCAUUAAAAGCAUGUUCGAGUAUCAUAAGGUUCACUAUUAGCCGUAAUGAACUUUCUAGCUCACAAACAACCCGAAAACCUCUAAAAUAUUUGUGUAAAAACAGGGGGUGCAGGACUUUGUUUAAUGCUUAGGAUCGCAGUUGGUCAGUGGCAAUUACUACUUCAUGCCGAGCAGUCCUCCAGGAAUAUAGUAUAGCUCAGUGCGUGAACCUCACGUGAUAUGCCUGAUCUAUAACGAUCAGUGCAAGCUCACUGGCUUCGUUUAACACCUUUAUACGCUUUAUCAGGGGAGUCUGAUCAAAAUAUCUUUGACAAGAACAGACCAAAUUAGCGUUAUAAUAUAAACUAUUAAAAAGGAAAAUGAAUGAACAAAUAAAUGAAUGCAUGAUAUGUUUGUAAUUUAUGAGCACUGAGCAGAGUAUGAGGCCCACAAUUUCCGAAGAAAACCGAAAUAACCGAUCGUCAAACUGUUGGGCCUCACACUUCUGGCCAAAUUUCCGAUGCAGCUGAUAUAAACACUACCUAUACCAUAAAUUGUGACAGGAGAGUAUAAAUUUAGAGCAACGUUUACUUAAUAAUCUAAUGUCAACGAAAUUUAAACCUUUAGUCCAGUUUUAAAGACAUCAACCGUAGGUCCACACUAUACACAGCAAACAUUAUAUUUAUCAUGAAUACCGACAGUAAAAGGUCAAGUACGAUGUAUAGAUAGAUAGAUCAACUUUAUUUAGGCACACUAAUCUCAAUCAACAUUGCUGAUUUCCAUGAGAGGUGUGCUGGCUAAUUGUUACAAUUUUAAAACUAAUUUACUAAUACAUACAAACUAUUAUUAUAUAAAUGCUAUUAAAUAUUCACUUAACUAAACUACUUGAUUUAAUAAUUGAGAGGCCGAGGGCGAGGAGAAAAGGUUUUUACAAAACGAGUUGUAAGAUAUCGAAUUUCGAGUAUAGGCCUACAAACACUAACAGUACAAGUCGUAUGGCCUUCGUUCGAAACGUCAAAGUUCUCGAUCCAUUUUUACACCUAGAACUAUAUAGAUGAAAUCGCUUUGUUCCUUUGGUCUAUUCCUUCUUGCUUUCUGAUAAAUUUUGUAUUUUAAAAGCUCUAUAGUAUUUUUGUAUAUUUUCGGCUAAAAAGCAGAGGUGAAGCGGGGAAAACACAGGAAGAGUAAGGCAGUGCCACGGACCACAAUGCAAUUUUGCGUCACAAUGCACGCGCAUUAGCCAAUCAAAUUGUCUUCUAUAUCCCACGCCACAAUUGACAUUGUUAUUGUUAUGUUAAAGUUACAGUACGUCGCACAUACAAUGACGUAUUCUGAUUAGCAUUAUUAAUAUGUUAAAGUGACAGGAAGUACGUCACAUCAGACAGUGACGUAUUUUGAUUGACAUUCGAACAGUGUUGACAAUAUAAAUAUAUUAACCCCCGCUCGGCGCUUGCGAACAUCUGUGAUUUCGUGUUGUAUAAUAUAUCCUUUAUAUUGUGUUGUUUGUCUUGAGUUUCUGUUAUUUACUGGCGUGGUGGCAGCGGUCCAUUACUGAGAAUUUCAAUAUAGUUCUCAAAGAGCUCCGAUAAAGUGGAAUAGCUCAACAAAUACAAUCAAAGUCGAUAAGAAAUUACUCUCAGACACCAAGUCGAAGACGAAGCAGCUUGCAUCUGUAGCUGUUAAUACGACACGUAUUACGAACUCAACAUCUAUGAGGACAAUUUGGCAAGCAAUUCGUGCACAUUAUGGCUUUCAGUCCACCGGGGCACAUUUUCUCGAUUUUAAUAACAUUCGUUUAGAACCUGAUGAGCGCCCCGAGGACUUAUAUCAGCGACUUCUGAGUUUUAUCGAUGACAAUUUACUCACAGCUAAUGGUAAUAUCCGACAUCACGGCGAAGACGUUUCCACGGACGAAGAAUUAACACCCUCGCUUGAAAACAUAAUUGUACUGACAUGGUUGCGUUUAAUUCAUGCAGAUUUGCCCACUUUAGUUAAGCAACGUUACGGGACAGAACUCCGAUCACAGACACUAGCCAGCCUCAAUCCCGAAAUAUCUCAAGCUUUAGACGCCCUCCUCGACGAAAUCCAUUCUUCAAAUGAGGCUAAAGUUCUAAGCACAGCCUUUCGACGAUCCUCACAACAGCGUGACAAUCGUAGUGCGUCUUCCCAGCCCAGUAACAACAAGGGAGGGGCAACCAAGUGCUGCCUCAUAUGUAAACAAGCGAAAAGAUCGCAGUUCCAACACCACUUAAGUAAGUGCCCAUUUCUUCCUAACGAAGACCGUCAAUAUUUAACUCGCACACGACAAGUCAUUGUUGAUCAACAUGAAGAGCCAGAACCAGAUGACUACUCCUGUUUCAAGAACAAUCGGGUCAAGUCUACCGCCUACCGAGUUAGCACAAAACAAUCCCCGCACUUGAAAGUAUUCCACAACCACCAUGCGGUACAACUCACUCUUGAUACUGGCGCCGAAACCAGUAUGAUUAAGUCAUCUAUUGCCCAACAAAAUUGGCGCCACUAUCCAAAAAACCAAACAAACAGCUCUACAGGCUGACGGAAUUACUCCACUAAGCGUUGUUGGUGAAGUCCAUCUGGAUUUAUCACGUAACUCCCGCACCCUCCAUCUUGAUGCCCUGGUCGUAAACAAUUUAGACGUUGACGUUUAGGCGGGAACCCCCUUUAUGGUGACCAAUAACAUUUCCAUUAGACCCUCGAAGCAACAAAUUACAAUCAAGGGUACAGACGUCACCCACUACAAUACACAUUUUCCCAAUCGGAAGGAACACCUUGUUAGACGUACCCAGGCAAACGUUCUUCGAGCUCCACCAACUCCUACAGUGAUCUGGUCCGGUGAAUACCUAGAGAUUCCCAUUCCUCGUGAAAUUGACCCAGAUAGCACCCUUGCCGUGGAGCCACGCCCAGAUUGCUCUAAAUCCGUGAGUGAUUGGCCACGCCCACAUAUUCUCGAAGCUGUCGCAGGACGAGUCCGCAUACUGAAUGAUACAUCAAUAGUUAAGAACAUAUCCCGUCAUGAACAUUUUUGCCAAGUUCGUUUCACCCAGACUCUAGACCCCGAGGAGAACACACUCCCCUUCCCUCAGCAUCCUGUGCCACAUGUCACCCCUAAACCUCUUGCAUCCUCACAUUCUUCUUGUGUAACCGUGAAUCCCGACAACAUUCUUCCACCUACCACCCGUCAAAGCUUCCGCAGCCUGUUAGAAGCCCAUGAUGACGUAUUCGACCCCACCAUCACCGGGUACAAUGGCGCAGUUGGUCCAUUCGAAGCUGUGGUUAACUCUUUCUCAGCUGGCCCCUAUAAACGUAGAACGUGCACGGUCUACGGCUUCGCCGAUUCAUAUCUUCGGUUUGGUGCAUGCUAUGCAGACGAAAAUACCACUGUUAGAUCCGCCGUUUCAAAAUCUCCUAUCAGAGCUAGUUUUACUUGUUUACAAUGCGACUGAAGCGAUUUAUCAUCUUUUAAAUCCGUAAGAUAUGUAUUUUUUAUAAAAACGUAUCAGAUGUUGAUCACAACAAACAUGUCUUGAACUUUGUUGGGCUAUAUCUUCGCUCGAUUGAAAGCUAUUGAGACAGCAAUACCACCAUUAGAAUCCUUGUAUUGAAAUCUCGUUACAUCCCAAUUUUCAUAAGAUUACGAAACACAAUUGAUUCCGCGAAUGAGAAAGCGGUUGCAAGGAGAAGAACGAAGGUAGGAGGUGCAUUUGAACGGGUAGAUGUAGACCAGCCCUAUGCAUUUUAUAGAUAUAAUCAGUACAUGAAUGCAGUAGAUAGGUCAGAUCAAAUACUUGCAUGCCAUAAUGUAUACCGUAAGUGUUAUAGAUGGUGGAAGACUUUGUUCUACCACUUAGUAGAUAUGGCAGUUGUUAACGGUUUUCUUCUUUUUCAGAAGCAUCGUGCAACUGACCUGGGUAAUCCGGCUUUGCAUCGUAUAUCUACAUAUAGUAUAGUUAAUUUUAGGGAGGAGAUCGUUAGACAGAUUUGUGGGUUGGAAGAGUAUGAUAGACCUCCUGUGUAUGAGGCAGUGCAGGCUGUUCCUCGUCAUGAUCUGUUCUGUACUGUCCAUAUCCCUAAGACGGCUGAGAGUAGGAAGCAUUGUGUUGUUCGUUACGGGAAAGGUUUGGGGCAGAGGCAUAUCACCACUUAUUGUAGUGCUCCGCAGUGCAAUAAUAAACAUAUGCAUGUUGGUGCUGGGUAUGAUUGUUUUGAGGUAUGGCAUAGUAGUGAUUAUACUGGUAAGAGAACAUGAUCACGAGUAUUUCUGCUUUUGCUUGUUUAGGUAGUAUGCUCACGAUUAUGUCCAACAUCAAAUUUGUCAAACGAAUGAAAAUUUGUAUCAUAUUUCCCAUUAUGAUUACAGUUCAAUGUUUGACAUACAUUUCAUUUUUUAAUAACAUUUUAUUUACUAUUUGUGUUACAUUCAUGUACAUAUUAAAUGUAAUUGUUUGCUUUAUUAUUAAAAAUUGAAAGAAGAUGUGUGUUGUGGGUGAAUUUGUAAUAUCAUGCGAAGUAGCAUUUCAAGCAGCGUCAUUCAAAAACCUGUGCGUGCCUGUGCAAACUGUCUCUUUUCCCCAAUCAAUUGGAAAAUUGUCCCUUGAACUGGCAGAACAUAAAGGUGUCAGCUACUCUAAAAAUUAUAUUGUUGUACACAUUUUUUGUUUUUCAUGGUGGUCGAAUUUCCCAAAUUGAGUUGCCUAGUUGCUUAGAACCUUCAUUUCGACCAAUGAUAGCGAGGAUCUCACUCAAGAAAAUAAGUAGGGCAGGUUAAAUUCCAAAAGGCCACUACUACCACUAUGUAAAUAUAUAUUUAUAUGAGGCUCUGGCAUGGUUACAAGAUCAGAGACAUGCCAAUGGAAUCAAAGGUAAGAUUCUGCUAUUUCUGAAGGGCGAAUUUCCAAAAAUAAAAAAAUAUAUUUCCUGUUGGUCAAUUAUUAUGAAACUUGGCUCACAUAUACCAUAUAACCUAAGCUAACUUUUCAUAAAUAUAAUGCGUUGGAAAAUAUGCGUUAUUUCAUCGCAAUGAGGCUAAAUUAACAUAUAAUUGCUACAUUUUUGCAUAAUUUAUGCCAAUUUAUGCAGUUUUUGGUCAGGUGACACAUUUCAAAUAAAAAUCAACCAUCACUCAUCGAUAGCAGAACUCAUAAGCUUUCAAACAAUGUAUCGUGCUCUGUGAAAGGUCAAAUACUCGCGGAGAAAUUUGCACGGAAAUGAAUUGCACUAAUUUGUCACGUGAAAUAGCCAGCUGAGAAAGAUGACGUAUUCGACCCCACCAUCACCGGGUACAAUGGCGCAGUUGGUCCAUUCGAAGCUGUGGUUAACAUGGGUCCGGUCCAACCCCCUCAACGAAAGGGUCGUGUUCCACAGUAUGCCUAUAAUAAAUUAGUAGAAUUGCAACAGAAAUUCGAGGAACUUGAAGCUCAAGGAGUAUUUAAACGGCCCGAGGACAUUGGAAUAACAGUAGAGCAUCUAAAUCCCUCGUUCCUUGUUACCAAACCAACCGGUCGACAUCGUUUGGUCACAGCUUUUGCCGACGUUGGGCGUCAUAGCAAGCCUCAGCCAUCUUUGCUACCCGAUGUCGACACCACACUACGCACUAUUCCUCAGUGGAAGUACAUCAUAGUAACUGAUUUAACAAGUGCAUUCUACCAAAUACCGCUGUCGAAAAGCUCGAUGAAAUAUUGCGGCGUCGCCACACCGUUUCGUGGUAUACGAGCCUAUACACGCUGCGCGAUGGGAAUGCCCGGAUCGGAAACCGCCCUAGAGAAGCUAAUUGGUCGUGUACUGGAAGAUUGUCUGCAGGACGGUAACGCAGCCAAACUUGCCGACGAUCUCUACUGUGGAGCUGACUCACCCGAAGCCCUUCUCGAGAAUUGGCGUCGCAUCGUACAAGCUCUUCAGAAAUGCAAUCUCCAUCUUUCUCCUUCAAAGACCAUUAUCUGCCCCCACUCGACUACCAUACUUGGAUGGAUAUGGACAGAAGGGCGUCUAUCUGCCAGCCCACAUCGCAUUGCCACGUUGUCAUCGUGCCCCCCACCUGACACUGUUCGUGGUUUACGUUCAUUUAUUGGCGCAUAUAAAGUCCUGGGCAGAGUGUUACCCAAGUGUUCACACAUCAUAGCCCCACUGGACAGCGCCAUUGCAGGUCAACAGUCAGGCGAGCGCAUACUGUGGACAGAUACGUUACGCGAACAGUUCCGCUCUGCACAAACUAACCUCACUACACGGAAAUCCAUCACUCUACCACGACCAUCUGAUCAACUUUGGAUCGUUACUGACGGAUCAGUUACCAAACACGGUAUCGGGGCCACCCUAUACAUCACCCGCAACGAGAAGCUUCAUCUCGCUGGCUUCUUUAGCGCAAAACUACGAAAACAUCAAGUCUCCUGGUUACCCUGCGAAAUUGAAGCACUUAGUAUCGCUGCCGCAGUUAAGCACUUCAGCCCGUUCAUUAUCCAAUCCACCCACCAAGCAUGUCUAUUAACGGACAGUAAACCGUGUGUUCAGGGUUUUGAAAAAUUAUGUCGCGGCGAGUUUUCGGCGAGCCCUCGAGUUACUUCCUUCUUAUUAAUCGUCAGUAGGUACCAGGUCAACGUUCGUCAUCUAGCGGGUACUGCCAAUGUUCCAUCAGACUUUGCCAGUCGCAAUGCCCCAGAAUGCAAUGAGCCAAGAUGCCAGAUUUGCAACUUCGUCGCCCUCACGGAAGAUUCCGUGGUCCGGUCCACAUCUGUUCAAGAUAUCCGCGGGUUAUCUGGUCUCCCAUUCACUACUCGCUCAGCCUGGAUUCAAAUCCAGUCAGAAUGCCCGGAACUCCGACGUACUCAUGCCCAUCUUAAGCAAGGUACCCGUCCGUCUAAAAAGAUUACCAACAUCAAAGACGUAAAACGAUACCUUAACGUCGCUACCAUCGCGAAAGACGGUCUAUUAGUCGUACACCGUCAAACUCCUCUCUCCCCGUCCAACGAUCUGAUUAUCGUUCCUCGCACUGUUCUAGACGGACUUGUGACAGCUUUGCACAUAAAACUAGACCACCCUUCGAAGCAUCAACUACAACUAGUCAUGAAACGCCAGUUCUAUGCUCUCGACAUGCCUCAAGUAAUCGACCACGUCUGUGAAACAUGUCAUACAUGCGCAUCAUUACGCAAGCUCCCCGAGACUUUGACGAAACACACCUCGGAAAACCCACCAGACAUAGUUGGCGUAUCAUUUGCAGCUGACGUUCUCAGGCGAUGCAAGCAAGUCAUUCUGGUAUUGCGUGAGACUACAACAUCAUACACAUCAGCAAGCAUUAUACCUGAUGAAAAGAGCGCGACACUCCGUGACAAUUUAGCACGCUUAUGCGUUGGAUUACGACCACUAAGUGGACCACCCGUUACGGUUAGAGUUGAUCCCGCCCCAGGCUUUGUCUCUUUGAAAGACGACGGUAUACUCCAACAGCUUGGCAUAUCCAUAGAGAUCGGUCGCAUCAAAAACAGCAACAAGAACCCCGUAGCUGAAAAGGCAAUUGCGGAAUUAGAAGGUGAACUUAUUCGGCAAGUUCCUAACGGCGGACCAGUUACAGAACUCGGCCUGGCCAUUACUGUUUCACGACUCAACGCACGCCUGCGCAGAGAAGGUAUAUCUGCCCACGAACUAUGGACACAAAGAAACCAAUUUACUCAUGAGCAACUUCCAUUGGAAGACAGGGACAUUAUCAUCAACCAACACAAGACCAGUCAAAGGAACCAUCCAUACAGCGAAAGGUCGAAGAACACCAAAACGGUUGGCAAAAGUACUUCACAAAUACAUGUCGGAGAUCUCAUAUAUUUACCCGCUGAACACGACAAGACUCAGCCACGAAACCGCUACUUGGUUGUGUCUGUUGAUAAGCCAUGGUGCUUUGUCAGAAAGUUUUCUGGUAACCAACUACGAGCUUUGGCUUACAAAGUAAGAAUCAGUGAAUGUCACCUGAUCCCAAGUCAGAUACCAAAAGUCCCACCUAGCCGUACAACUGACACAGAUAGCGAAGACGACGUUCAAGGUUCCAACUCACCUUUCCAGCCAACAAACAUACCACCAGUAUUAACUCUCCCAGGUUCACAGCUAUUUCCACACGCAACAUCAUCGCAAGGCUGUUCACCCGCUGCUGAUUCUGAUCUCAACUCUAAUACCAGACUUCCACGUGACCGGAAUCCACCAAAGUACUUUGAAUAUGAGACUUGGUAACGUAAUGGUUAAAACGAAGGCGAAGAAGAAGAAAAAGGCCACGCCACAAUUGACAUUGUUAUUGUUAUUGUUAUUGUUAUUGUUAUGUUAAAGUUACAGUACGUCACACAUACAAUGACGUAUUCUGAUUAGCAUUAUUAAUAUGUUAAAGUUACAGGAAGUACGUCACAUCAGACAGUGACGUAUUUUGAUUGACAUUCGAACAGUGUUGACAAUAUAAAUAUAUUAAGCCCCGCUCGGCGCUUGCGAACAUCUGUGAUUUCGUGUUGUAUAAUAUAUCCUUUAUAUUGUGUUAUUCGUCUUGAGUUUUCUCUUAUUUACUGG